AUCGCGGCCAUUCUGUCUUCCAAGUCUCCGUUCGUGAAUACCAUGGGAUCGAACACGCAGAGAGACUUGGCCAGGCUGUCAUUCAAGAAAGGAGACUCGGAUUUGCUGACGGUCUACAAUGCGUAUACGGCGUGGAGGAAGAUCAAGAACACUCCCGGCGCAAACGAGUAUUCGUUCUGCCGGAAGAACUUCCUCAGUCCGCAAACUCUGCUGAAUAUUGAAGACAUCAAAACGCAGCUGUUGGUCAGCAUUGUUGAUGCGGGGUUGUUGAAGCUGGAUGCUGAAGAGCAAGCUUCGCUCAGGAGAGCCCGCGUCACUGGCCGUCAACGUCAAUUCUUCACUGUUCCCGAGCGAGUCGAUCUGAACAGCGGCAACGAUCUCAUCGUCAAUUCGGUGAUCACAUGGAGCUUUUACCCCAAGCUGCUAAUCCGCGAAGGCAAAGGGUGGCGAAACGUCGCAAACAACCAGACCGUGACCCUCCAUCCGACGUCCGUCAACAAGCAGUCGGAGUCACCUCCCAAGUGGCUAUCGUUCUAUCACAUCAUGCAGGCGCGGAGUAAAUUCUACAAUGCGCACGAGACGAGUGCCGUGGAAGAUAUUGCCGUUGCGUUGUUGUGUGGAGAUCCUGACUUUAAGAUGUACUCUGGCAUCAUCUCCAUAGACAACAACCGGAUUCGUUUCGCGGUUCGAGACUGGAAACAGAUGCUCGCGUUCAAGACGUUCUGCACACGCAUCCGCGACAUCCUGUCGGACGUGAUCCGCAAUCCACAGAAGAAUCUGUCACAUCGACAGCGGGAAUGGCUGGAGAUUUGGCAGCAGGUAUUUUCUCGUUCUGGUAACGAUAGAAGAUGA
Molecule: messenger RNA, 852 nt
Organism: Rasamsonia emersonii CBS 393.64
Lineage: Eukaryota; Fungi; Ascomycota; Eurotiomycetes; Eurotiales; Trichocomaceae
Product: DEAH box polypeptide 36
Exons: 4
Cellular component (GO): intracellular anatomical structure
Molecular function (GO): RNA binding
Source: RefSeq, a predicted model, not a curated record